Miscanthus lutarioriparius is the source of this 447-nucleotide messenger RNA. The record is from the annotation of a GenBank genome assembly. Lineage: Eukaryota; Viridiplantae; Streptophyta; Magnoliopsida; Poales; Poaceae.
AUGGGCGGCAAGCUCCCGCGCGGCCUAUGCGGCGGCGGUCUGCACGUCCUGGAACUGGGAGGCGGCGCCAUGGGGAGGAGUCGUACCCGGGGGAGGCCGGGAGGUGUCGCGCCACGGGGUAAGGAGGAGGAGGAGCCGAGGAUGUCUCACCGCAAGUUCGAGCACCCGAAGCACGGCUUCCUCCCCAGGAAGCGGUCCUCCCAUCACCGCGGCAAGGGGAAGACAAAUCUGUUGUGUUGGGAAAUGAGGAUGACGGCUGCUCUUUAUGUGGCUUGGGCGUUGGACUGCUGCAGUAGCAAAGGGAGGGCACUCUUUCAUGACCUGCAUGCAUACAGGGUCGUCUUUGAUGUGGUACCUGAAGGCCAUCCUGCGCAUAAACAUUUGGAACCUGCUGGUGAUGUUUUAGUAUGCAUCAAUGAGGAGGUGAGAACUGCUUUUAAUGGCUAG